AUGGCGAGCGAACUUGAGUCUGUACACGACACGGACCAGGCGAUCGACGACGCCCACGAGCCCUCGUCGCUCCUCGCCCGCCUUCCUCCUCCACCGCCUUACCGGGUCGUCGUCCGCGGCCUGUCGAUCCAGGCGCCGGUGCCACGAUGGACUGUGCCGGUCGCCAUCCCGUUCACCGUGCCGAGGUGGGUCCAGCGGCGGCUGCAGAAGGGCGGCGAGGCGGUGCCGACCGAGUUGGUGCGGAAUGUCAGCGUCGACAUCGCCGCAGGCGAGGUGCUCGCACUUAUCGGCGGCAGCGGCAGCGGCAAGACAACUUUGCUCAACGUGCUCGCCGGGCGACUCGGCAACCUCGAGCUCCCGACGGGCAAGAUCGACUACCUCCCGGCGAGCGGCGCGGCCGACUCGCGCUCGUCGUCGCUCGGCACCGCCAAGAAGGUCAUCGGCUACGUGCGACAAGACGACGCCCUGUUGCCGUACCUGUCGGUCAAGGAGACGCUCGAGACGGCCGCCGCGCUGCGCUUGCCCAAGUCGGUCUCGCCGGCGCAGCGCACCGCCAUCGUCGAGCAGACGAUGGCCGAGCUCGGCCUGCGGGACGUCGCAGAUGUCCUCGUCGGUGGAGCAUUGCGACGCGGCAUCAGCGGCGGCGAGCGGCGGCGCCUCAGCAUCGGUUGCGCCCUUGUCGAGCGAUGUUCGAUCCUCCUCCUCGACGAGCCGACGAGCGGCCUCGACAGCUCGACGGCGUUCCAGAUCUUGCAGACGCUUCAAAGAUUAGCCGCAAACGGGCGUGUCGUCGUCCUCAGCUGUCACCUGCCCCGGUCAGAAGCGUUCGGCCUGUUCGACAAGAUCCUCUUGCUGUCUCGAGGCUCGCCCGUCUUCUCGGGGCAGCGCGAGCGCAUGCUCCCGUACUUUGCCUCGCUCGGGCACGACCUGCCUGCGCACACCAACCCGCUCGACUUUGUCAUCGACAUCUCGUCCGUCGACAGCCGCACCGACUUGGCCGAGGAGGAGUCGAGCGCGCGCGUCGGUCAGCUCGUCCAGGCGUGGCUCAAGGAGCAGCACACGGUCGCCGCGACGAGCGAGAAGGGCAUCACCGUGUCGUCAUCUUCAAGCGCUUCAGUUCCUGUCGAGCCCGAGGCGUCCAACGAGCCCGACUCGCUGCGCCUGUCGGACCCCGAGAAGGGCGAGUCGCUCUCGUCCGGCGGCGCCACCGCCAUCGACGCUCCUGUGCCGCUCGUCCGCGCCACCUUCCUCCAACAGACCUUCAUCCUCACGCGACGAGGCACGCGCAACGUCUUGCGCAACUGGGGCGUGUGCGCGGGCUUUUCCCUUCAGGCGAUCAUCAUCGGCAUCGUCAUUGGCCUCGUCUUCCUCGAGCCGGCCGAGAGCCCGGCAGGCAUCCAGACGCUCAAGACCUUGUGCUACAUGCAGGCGCCGGCCUUCUACUACCUGAGCAUCAUUCUCGCCGUCUUUCUACUUUGCAACGAGCUCGUCGUCUUCGACCGCGAGCGCGAGGACAACCUGUACUCGACUGGUCCCUGGGUCGUCUCGGUCAUCCUCAGCUACGCGCCGAUAAACAUCGUCGCCGCAACCGUCUACUCGGUCAUCGUCUACUUUAUGGCCGGCUUCUGGCGACAAGAUCUGGCGACCAAGGUCCUCUCGUUCAUCGCCCAGGGCAUCCUGCAGCAGGAGGCGGCGUGGGCGUACGCGCUGCUGUGCUGCGGCGUGCAGCGCAGCUUCGCCCAGGCGUCUAUGCUCGCCAACGGCUUCAGCAUCUUUUUUCUGCUCUCGGCAGGGUACCUCGUCACCGAUUUGGGCGCCUGGGUCAGCUGGUUGCGGUGGAUCUCGCCAUUCUUCUACGGCUUUCACUGGGUCGCUCGCCUUCAGUUCAUCGGUCGCACGUUCGCCUGCGACGGCGUCACCGGCCCGGCGCUGAAUCAGUGCGUCGGCGAGAACGUGUUGCGGGGCAUGCAGUUCAACCUCGCGACGCCUCUCUACGUCUUCCCUCUCGGCCUCCUCGGCUUCGUCCUCGUCGCCUACGCCCUCGCGACCGUCCUCCUCGUCACCUAUCGGCCCGGCGGCGUCCAGCAUGCCUCGAAGCACGUCUCGCAGUCGACCGCCGCCGCCGGCCACGAUGCCGAGCUCAAGCGCAGCACGUCGAGACGUGCGGCCAACAUCGCCGUCAAGCACCUCAAGCUCAUCGUCUCGAAACGCGGGUUCGGCAAGCUGCGCGAGCGCAAGGAUAAGGUCAUCCUCGAGGACGUCACGGCGAGCUUUCCUGCGGCCAAGGUGUCGGCCAUCAUGGGUCCUUCCGGCGCCGGCAAGUCGUCCCUUCUCCAAGUUCUCGCCGGUCGCCUCAACUCGUCCGCCAUGUCGGCCUUCAGCUCGACGGGCACCAUCACGCUCAACGGCCAGCCGUUCGACUCGACCCUCGCCUCACUCGUCGCCUAUGUCGAGCAGGAGGACGACUUCCACCUCCCGGCCUUGACGGUCCGCGAGACCUUGCGCUUCGCGGCCCGCCUGCGGCUCAAGCACCAGAGCACGGCCUCGUGUCACGCUCGCGCCGAGGAGGUCAUCCGCAUGCUCGGCCUCGGUCCCUGCGCGUCGAACCUCGUCGGCGGGCCGCUCCUCAAGGGCAUCUCGGGCGGCGAGAAACGGCGCGUGUCGCUCGGCGUUCAGCUCAUCUCGGGCGCAGCAGUGCUGUACGCCGAUGAGCCGCUCACCGGUCUCGACGCCUUUACGGCCUCAAGCGUCAUGCAGAUGCUCAGCGACCUCGCUGCGGCGGGCCACACCGUCGUCAUCACGGUUCAUCAACCACGAGCCGAGAUCUGGAACGCGAUCGACGAGGUGCUGCUCCUGGCCAAGGGCGGCAGGACCGUCUUCUCGGGCCCCGCCAAGGAGGCGUUGCCGUUCUUCAGCCGAGCAGGACUCGACUCGCCGGCCAACUACAACCCUGCCGACUUUCUCCUCGACGCUAUGUCGUUGAAUUACGCGUCGCCUGCCGCCGAGGAGCGCUCUCGUGAACGCGUCGAUCGUCUCGUCGCCACGUGGAAACUCGAGUCGGGCGCGAGCGCCGUCGAGGACGCAGAGCCGUCGGCCGCGGCAACGUCGGCGCCGACCCGGUCGGCGCGCCUGCAGUCGACGCCCUUCCACAAGGCCUUCCCUGUCGUGCUUCGGCGCAGCUUCUUGAACCUCCGCCGUCAGCCCGACAUCUUCGUCGCUCGCCUCGCCAACCCCGUCUUCCUGUCCCUCCUCUUCUGGCUCUUCUUCGCCCGUCUCGAUUAUGGCCCAUCCAGCCCUCAAACUCGCGUUGGCCUGCUUCAAGAGACCACGGCGCUGCCGUUCGUGGGCAUGCUGUCCUGCCUCGCCAUCUUCCCGUUCGAGCGGGCGCUGUACUUUCACGAGGUCAAGAGCAGCGCCCGACACUCGGCCACGACUUUUCUCGCCGCCUACACGGUCCAGGAGACGAUCACGUCGCUCGUCAGCUCGCUCCCCUGGGCAAUCGUCUUCAUCUACGGCAUGAACCUUCAGCAAGGUGGUCGCCGCUUCGUCGAGUUCUGGAUCUCGUCGUGGGCUCUCUUGAGCUGCGGCGAGUCGAUCGGCAUCAUUUUCAGCGCCUUGACGACCAACGGCGGCCUCGCCGUCUCGCUCGUCUCGGCGGGCCUGACGCUGCUCGGCCAGGUGAACGGCAUCGUCUCGGCCACUGUGCCGUACUGGCUCCAGAUCAUCGCGUGGAUCUCGCCGAUGAAGCCGCAAGCUUUCGCCGUCACGAUCAACGAGUUUGCCGGCCUCACGUUCCGCUGCGACGAGGCGCAGCUCGCGAGCGGGGCGUGCAUCGCCGCGACGGGCGAGCAGAUUCUCGACACGUUCGGCUUGCCCUACAGCGGCACGGGCAAAUACAUGGGCAUCCUCAUGGCGCUCGUCGUCGUCUGGCGACUGCUGGCGUGGGCGGCGCUGCGGGCCAAGGUCGCGUUCUUGUGAUCGAGCCCUUUCCUCCCCUCCCAUCCCUUCCCUCCUCUGUCUCCUCUUCUUCCUCGUCGUUCAACCUCUUUUGUUGUAGCAGUCUCGCAACGUAUGCAGCCUUUCCUUUC
Rhodotorula graminis WP1 is the source of this 4088-nucleotide messenger RNA. RefSeq lists its product as uncharacterized. The transcript has 15 exons. NCBI's taxonomy places the organism in Eukaryota, Fungi, Basidiomycota, Microbotryomycetes, Sporidiobolales, Sporidiobolaceae. Gene Ontology annotation, cellular component: membrane. Bases 1 to 3978 code for a protein of 1325 amino acids. Gene Ontology annotation, molecular function: ABC-type transporter activity; ATP hydrolysis activity; ATP binding. The record is from RefSeq and is a predicted model, not a curated record.